AUGGAUCCCGAAAAUACAUCAACUGGUAGCUCCAGUGUAAUUCGCAGAGAUACGCGGGAUAGAAUCUCCAUUGCUAAGCGCGCCUGUGAUCAAUGCAAAUUCCGCAAGAUCAAGGUAAGAUACUCCCCCCACACCAAGAGAUAUUGUCUGUCACAACCAUGCAAAUCUUGUCAGUCGAUGGGCUUUGAAUGUACUUUUAUCCAACCGCAAAAGAAGCGCGGACCAACUGGACAUCGCGUGUCACAGAUUCGACAGCAGCAAACUCUGGCAACUCCCCAGGCAUCCAGUCCAGAUGCCUUCCAAUUCCAGCCUCCAACGAUGGAGUCCGGCCAAGUAGCUUCUCUGCCUGGAGCCCCUUGGACACCAACUCGUGACUCUACAAUGUCUCAUGAACCUGAAGAACUACCAAAUACAGGUCCACCACCUGCAAUGCCAGCAGCCUGGGGUGCAUACACCGAAUCUAUUUACGUUCCGCCCAAUUUCCCCAUGGGUCUGGAUGACCGACAUGAGGUCGAGUACUGGCUUCCAGAUAAUCUGGACUCGCAAGUCCCGGUCUUUGGAUUCCCAGGCAGCAAUUUCUAUCUCAAGCCGUCUCUUCCCUCUAUCAUUCAACCAGUUCCUGAUAUAUCGAUGGGAAUGCCCCAACAUGCUCAAAAUAUGCCAUUUUCACCCGUGGGCUCCCACUCAGAGACCCAAGGGACUCCAAUAGUUUGGCCAGUCGCGAUUAACGAAGCAAAUAUGAUCCCUUGGAUUGACGUCUACUUUGAUCGCUUACAUCCAACUAUCCCCGUCCUCAACCGGUCGGCCCUGUACACUUCAAUGCUCACCCAAGAACAUCGCAGGAACCCCCAGUUCGGGGCGAUGCUCUUGUCCUUAUGUGCAUUCUCGCUCACACAGCCAAUUGAGAUCGAUGAACGACCGACAACCUCAUCUCGAGCUAGCCAGGCGCGGGCUAUGAUGCAGGAAGCCACCAAAAUGCGCAGCUGUUCGGACUUUGGCGAGAACCCAACCAUUGAAGCGGUGCUGACCAGUUUCUUUCUCUUUGGCUGUUUGUUUGGAACUAACCAGCAUAAUGCGGCAUGGCUCCGACUACGGGAGGCGCUGGACCUUGCCGCCACGCUGCGAUUGAAUGAUCCCGAAUCAUAUCGCCAUCUGUCUGGGGAAGAAAAAGGUCAACGACUACGAACGUAUCUGGUGCUUUCUAUCACAGAAAGAGCCUAUGCUCUGCAACGGCGUCACCCAAUUACCUUUUGGGGCAAGCCGGGAUUCAGCAUACGUUCUGUGCAUGACUUCAUCCACAGUGCCACGCACAGCGUCAUCUCUGGGAUUAUAGUCCAUAAUGAGAAAGAUGCCGAGGGCAUGAUGGGUCUCGCACGGAUGAUGGAGUUAUUCGACGCCAUCGACGAGGAAGUCAUCGACUGCUGGAACCUUCGAUGCCCUCUCAAUAGCGACGAUAGCUGCAAGAGGCUUACGAAAGAAAAGGCCCUAUCCAUCCACCAAAAUCUCAGUCGAGUUGAUCAGGCCGAACGCUACCGGGGCUACGACUGGUUUGAACGUGCCAAAGGAGGCAGUGAAACCAGCCAUGUAACACCCGCCAUGGGUCUGCGAGAAACCCAGGCAGCGGACGUCUUCAUCACUCAGAAAUGGCUGCAGAACCGUGUCUGGCUCCUCUGUUCAUCUCACGAGAUUAUAAAGACCGAUGCGGAACCCGCUGAGCUGAACUUUCGAUAUGCUGUGACCAUCGCCGAAUCUACUCUACAGCUGUGCAAGUCCUUACGGCUUAGCUCUAUGGAAGCUCAUGGCAUCGGCCUGGCCGAGAAAUUGUACGAUAUCGCAACUUGUGCAACAAACAUACUAUGCAACAUGAGACCACCCUAUGGGGAUGCUUGUUGGCUCGACCACGAGGUGAUACGCGGAAGUUCAACCUCCACGCCUCAAAGUCUUGCAGAAGAUUUCUUGUUACUGAUGACCAGUUUCCGUGGGGGCAAUCAUCCUUACUUGGAAAAGUAUCGAGAUCACCUGCGCUCGCUCCAGAUCAUGUAG
Penicillium bovifimosum is the source of this 2043-nucleotide messenger RNA. Its product is annotated as CeGAL family transcription factor. NCBI's taxonomy places the organism in Eukaryota, Fungi, Ascomycota, Eurotiomycetes, Eurotiales, Aspergillaceae. The coding region runs from base 1 to 2043 and encodes 680 amino acids. Gene Ontology annotation, molecular function: DNA binding; zinc ion binding; DNA-binding transcription factor activity, RNA polymerase II-specific. The transcript has 5 exons. The record is from RefSeq and is a predicted model, not a curated record. Gene Ontology annotation, biological process: regulation of DNA-templated transcription; DNA-templated transcription.